GAAUGAAGCCAGUUGGGAGCACACGGGAGGAAGGGAGAGAGGGAGCCCGCCUCCUCCUAGAUUGGACGGCGGCAGCGGCUCUGUAGGCGGCUCUGUAGGCAGCGGCAGCACCACCACCGCUUUCGGGACUGGGCGACUGAUUCCCAGGAUAGGCAGCGGGCAAGGCGCAUCCUAGCGGGGAGGUGUUCCCCCCUCACGUCGCUGCGCCACUACCCGCCUUGCUACCCUGUGCGUUCGCGCAUAUCCAGCAUGCUUAGGCUAAGGCUGCCGCUCUCCGCCCUCGGAGGCGCAAAAGGAGGCAGGCGCCCGCAGGCGGCGGGCUGGUCCUGAGGAGUUUGGGUCUUUUUUAUUAUUAUUAUUAUUAAACCUCCGUCCCCCCCUUUCCUUUGGUUCCUGCGCAGCGGCCAUGAAGAGGCACCGAUACUUGCUGGAGGGCGCCGCCGCGGCCGCUUUUGCCGAGGGCGAGAGCGAGGGCGGCGGGUCCAAAGAGGACGCCGAGCGGGGCCCCCCGUGCCUGUGCUGCCGCCGCCGCAGCUCCCGCCGCGACUGGCUCUACGAGUCCUACUAUUGCAUGAGCCAGCAGCACCCGCUGCUCGUUUUCCUGCUGCUCAUCGUGAUCGGCGCCUGCCUGGCUCUGCUCGCCGUCUUCUUCUUCGCCUCCGGGCUGGAAACUGAGGACCACGUGGCGUUCUUAAUAACUGUUCCAACAGCCCUGGCAAUUUUCUUCGCCAUAUUUAUCCUUGCCUGCAUAGAGCCGUUAUUCAAGAAGUUCCUUCGUGCUUUUUCUCUGGUAGUCUGGGUGUGUUUGGUUGCCAUGGGAUACCUCUUCAUGUGGUUUGGAGGAAUCAUCUGUCCAUGGGACCAGGUGUCAUUUUUCUUAUUCAUCAUUUUUGUGGUCUAUACCAUGCUGCCGUUCAACAUGCAAAAUGCUAUAAUUGCCAGCGUUCUAACGUCUGCAUCACAUACCAUUGUGCUGAGCAUCUGCCUAUCAUCGACAGACAAAAUCAAGGAACACUUGGUUUGGCAGAUCCUGGCAAAUGUUAUCAUAUUUAUCUGUGGGAACCUGGCAGGAGCAUACCACAAACAACUGAUGGAACUUGCUCUACAGCAAACAUAUCAGGAUACCUGCAAUUGCAUCAAGUCACGGAUCAAACUGGAGUUUGAGAAGCGGCAGCAGGAACGUCUCCUGCUUUCUCUGCUUCCUGCUCAUAUAGCCAUGGAGAUGAAAGCUGAGAUCAUUCAGAGGUUACAAGGACCCAAAGCAGGCCAGCUGGAAAAUACAAACAACUUUCAUAAUUUAUAUGUCAAAAGGCACACCAGUGUAAGCAUACUGUAUGCCGACAUUGUGGGAUUCACUCGCUUGGCUAGUGAUUGCUCCCCUGGAGAACUGGUGCACAUGUUGAAUGAGCUCUUUGGCAAGUUUGACCAAAUUGCAAAAGAAAAUGAAUGUAUGAGAAUUAAAAUCUUGGGAGAUUGCUACUACUGUGUGUCUGGUCUCCCUAUAUCUCUUCAAAAUCAUGCCAAGAAUUGUGUGAAAAUGGGACUGGACAUGUGUGAAGCCAUAAAGAAGGUCAGAGAUGCAACUGGAGUUGAUAUUAAUAUGCGAGUAGGGGUGCACUCUGGGAAUGUCCUUUGUGGUGUGAUUGGACUGCAGAAAUGGCAGUAUGAUGUAUGGUCACAUGAUGUUACACUAGCCAAUCACAUGGAAGCUGGAGGAGUUCCAGGCCGUGUUCACAUUACUUCAGUCACCUUGGCACACUUGAAUGGAGCUUACAAAGUGGAAGACGGAGAUGGAGAUGUAAGGGAUCCGUAUCUCAAGGAGCAUAAUGUGAAAACCUACUUUAUAAUCAAUCCCAAGGAAGAAAAACGAAGCCCACAGCAUCAUUUCCGACCCCGGAAUACUCUAGAUGGAGCUAAAAUGAGAGCAUCUGUUCGUAUGACCCGGUACUUGGAAUCAUGGGGAGCAGCCAAGCCGUUUGCUCACUUGCACCAUCGGGACAGUAUGAUUACUGAAAAUGGCAAGAUCAGCACCAUGGACAUGCCUAUGGGUCAGUAUAAUUUCCAGCAUUGUAGAGAAAGAACAAAAUCUCAGAAGAAAAGGUUUGAAGAAGAACUGAAUGAAAGGAUGAUUCAAGCAAUUGAUGGAAUUAAUGCUCAAAAGCAGUGGCUUAAGUCUGAGGAUAUCCAAAGGAUAUCAUUGCUCUUCUAUAACAAAUCACUAGAAAAAGAAUAUAGAGCAACGACCCUACCUGCGUUCAAGUACUAUGUGACUUGUGCUUGCCUUAUAUUCUUCUGCAUUUUUCUUGUGCAGAUUCUAGUACUACCCAAAAAGACUGUCCUUGGAAUCUCCUUUGGAGCUGCCUUUCUUGUGCUUUCCUUCAUUGUUUUUAUCUGUUUUGCUGGACAGCUUUUGCAGUGCAACAAGAAAGUCUCAGCCUCAUUGAUGUGGAUCUUGAAGUCGUCUGGAGUCAUUGCAAACUACCCCUGGCCACGGAUCAUGCUCACUUUGAUAACAACCUCUAUAAUAUUAACAAUGGCUGUAUUCAACAUGUUUUUCUUGGAUACUGAUGGCGAUGAUGCUGUGGUUGAAUUCCUCCCCAUGCUUAAUUCAUCAAAUGCAAGUUCUCCUGAUACAAGUAGUCAGAUAUUCUCACAUAUGCAAACCAACUAUUUUUUCCUACCAUACUUUAUCUACAGCUGUAUCCUGGGCUUGAUUUCCUGUUCUGUUUUCCUCCGGAUCAAUCAUGAGCUGAAAAUGGCAAUCAUGCUGGUUGCUCUGGUGACCUACAAUGUCAUUCUUCUGCACACACAUGGCUCUGUGCUGGACAACUAUAGCAAAUUCCUAUAUACAAUGGCACCUCUAAAAAGGCCAGGGAUACUGAAAGAUCUGAAGACAAUGGGCUCUGUUUCUCUUUUCAUUUUCUUCAUCACACUGCUGGUACUCAGCAGACAGAAUGAAUAUUACUGUAGGUUAGAUUUCCUGUGGAAGAACAAGUUCAAAAAAGAGCGUGAGGAGAUUGAGACCAUGGAGAAUUUGAACCGGCUGCUGCUGGAGAACGUGCUGCCUGCUCACGUGGCUGAGCAUUUCUUGGCAAGGAACUUGAAGAAUGAGGAUUUAUACCACCAAUCAUAUGACUGUGUUUGCGUCAUGUUUGCCUCCAUUCCAGAUUUCAAAGAAUUUUAUACAGAAUCUGAUGUCAACAAAGAGGGCUUAGAAUGCCUCAGGCUUUUAAAUGAGAUCAUUGCUGACUUUGAUGAUCUGUUGUCUAAACCCAAAUUUAGUGGCGUCGAAAAGAUCAAGACCAUUGGGAGCACUUACAUGGCAGCCACAGGGCUAAGCGCAAUGCCCAGCCAAGAACACGGUCAGGAGCCUGAAAGACAAUACAUGCAUAUUGGGAGUAUGGUGGAGUUUGCAUUUGCCCUUGGGGCAAAACUGGAUGUCAUAAACAAGCAUUCCUUCAAUGACUUCAAGCUACGAGUAGGAAUUAACCAUGGGCCUGUAAUUGCUGGUGUCAUUGGAGCUCAGAAACCACAAUAUGACAUCUGGGGCAAUACUGUGAAUGUGGCCAGUAGGAUGGAUAGCACCGGUGUCUUAGAUAAAAUACAGGUCACAGAAGAAACCAGUAACAUCUUACAAACACUGGGCUACAUUUGCACCUGCCGAGGUAUAAUCAACGUCAAAGGAAAAGGGGAGCUUCAGACCUAUUUUGUACAUACUGAAAUGACAAAGUCCCUUUCACAAGGAAAUGUGGUGUCCUGAAAUAUACUCUUGGGUGUGGAGGCAGUCCCACAUUUUUAGAGAAAAGGAUUGCACAUUUUUCUUUACUCUCUUUCAGCCCAUACCAUGAACAUGUGUGUAAUUUUCUGGUAUAUAGAAAUGUUGCUGCAGUAACGUCUACAGUCCAGUCCCACCAUCCAGCAUCAAGAGACCUUAAUAGUCUUUAUGUUCCAGGAUGGCUAAAGUGUGUGCUGUGGGCUGGGAAGACUUAACGGCAACUUGAACUGUCAACUCUUCAUUGGAAAAGAAAGAAAAUUUGAAUGUAUUUCUAGGAAUUAAAGGCCUAAGACUUUGGGAAACUACAAAGAGGAUUUUAAGAGAGAAAAUUAAAAAAAAUCUUAUGGCAAUAAAACUAGAGCUGCAUGGAAAGUUUGGUAGCUCCCCCAUAACAUCGUCUAGUCCUGAAUUUGUAAUAUCUAAUCCUAUCCCUUCAUCUACUACAACUAAGGUGUGCCCACCAGUUGUAUUAUAGCCAAUAACAGAAAAUGGAGCCCCUGGCUGACCGGCUUCUCAAAAGAAGUGUAGCUGAACAGGACCAGUUUUGUACAAAAUGCGUCCAAUGUUUUGAUGCCAUUGUCUUUUGUAAAAUUAACUCAUUAAAAGUUUGUAUGUA
Molecule: messenger RNA, 4391 nt
Organism: Rhineura floridana
Lineage: Eukaryota; Metazoa; Chordata; Lepidosauria; Squamata; Rhineuridae
Gene: ADCY2
Product: adenylate cyclase 2
Exons: 25
Coding region: 407-3760 (1117 amino acids)
Biological process (GO): intracellular signal transduction; cAMP biosynthetic process; adenylate cyclase-inhibiting G protein-coupled receptor signaling pathway
Cellular component (GO): plasma membrane
Molecular function (GO): adenylate cyclase activity
Source: RefSeq, a predicted model, not a curated record